AUUCUUUUCUCACAUUUUCUUCAUUUUUCGGUGAAGACGAAAAACUAGGUAAUGCCGUCUGGAAAUGAAGAAAUCAAUCAUUUAUCGGCACUUGAUCAAUUUGUGGCUCCCGGCUUACGAUUAUGGAUGCUCAUUGCACUUGUUGGAGGAGUUUUGCUCAUUAUGAUUGUCAUCGUGUGCUGCUUCAUGAGAAUCCGAAUUCCACGUACAAAACGACAAAUCGAUCUGAUUGCUGCGAAACGAAAAUUGAGAAAAAGCACCAAAAAUUCGGCAGAAGCCAAUGCUCACAACGACGAACGUGCUCAGGCAAUCGUGAUGAACUCAAUGCCUUCUGGAGGUGGUGGAGGUGCUCCGAGCACAAGCAGCUCACGUCAUACUGGCUCACGUAUUCAAUCUCAAGUUUAAAUUGAUGAAAUUGAUGAUUUAAACCUUUUUUUUGGAUCUUUUUGUAAAUAAAUUGAAUUUUUAAUAUGAAAACAUUUGCUUUUU
This is a messenger RNA of Caenorhabditis elegans, 489 nucleotides long. RefSeq names its product Transmembrane inner ear (gene tmie-1). Lineage: Eukaryota; Metazoa; Nematoda; Chromadorea; Rhabditida; Rhabditidae. Bases 52 to 405 code for a protein of 117 amino acids. The record is from RefSeq and is marked reviewed. The transcript has 3 exons.